AUGCGAGCGGUGACGCGAAACCCUGAUAGCCCUAAAGCUCAAGCACUCAAGCUGAGAGGCGCUGUGCUAGAAACCGCCGAUUUCAAUGACGGAAACUCUUUGAGACAGGUAGUGGCGGGAUGCAAUUUCAUCUUCGCUAUCACCAAUUUCUGCGUCACUCAGGACGCCGAUCGCGAAUAUCAACAGGGCCGGGCUAUUGCAGAAGUUGUCCUUACCGCCGCUCUGGAGACGCUGGUGGUAUUCAUCUGGAGCAGCCUCCGGAUCCUCGCAAACGGCCAGUUCACUAUCACCAUAUGUACCACUUCAACAGUAAAGCUGAAAUCACAGACUACAUCAAGUCUUCCUCUAUAUCGCAUUUUAUACACAGAGGUAUGGCUGUCGGCUUUCUACCAGAACUAUCUCCACCUGCCUACCGUCUACGGGCUCCAGAAGACAUCCCCGGGCCGGUACUGCCUGAUCUACCCUGUGAACCCAGGCACAAAAAUGCCCUUCACCUGGGUCAGAGACCUUGGUCGUCUCGUGCUGAAGAUUAUGGAGGAUCCGGCCAGAUUCCACGCCAAGACGGUGUCCCUGGUAAGUGAAUUUAUCUCCCCGAUGGAUCAGCUGGGGAUAUGGAAGAAAGAGGUCAGCGUGCAAGCUCAAUUCGAAAGUCUCUCCAAGGAGGCCUACGAGAAGCGACCGAUCGACGUUCAUGGAUGCAAUCCGAAGUUAGCCUUGACCAUGGCGGAGAAUAUGACGAGGUAUGCACAGCAGGAAGAUUGGUCUCUAUACAGGGAAGGCGCCUAG
Molecule: messenger RNA, 786 nt
Organism: Aspergillus alliaceus
Lineage: Eukaryota; Fungi; Ascomycota; Eurotiomycetes; Eurotiales; Aspergillaceae
Exons: 3
Coding region: 1-786 (261 amino acids)
Source: RefSeq, a predicted model, not a curated record